AUGUCUGACUUUAAAUCUAGUUUCCAAUCUCAAUUCAAACAGUUUGAUCAACAAUUUGCCCAAAAUGCAUUUCUUGGAAAUUUAGAAACGAAGACUAAAAUUCCAAGAUCCUAUUUGAUCUCCGCAUUCACAUUUAUUUACCUGUUGCUAACUUUCCUAAACAUUGGUGGUAUUGGUCAAAUUUUAUCAAAUUUUGCUGGGUUUGUUUUACCUACCUAUUUUUCGAUCCAAGCUAUUAAAACAACUACAAAAGAUGAUGAUAUGAAACUAUUAUCCUACUGGAUCAUUUUUGGGUUUCUAAAUGUUAUUGAGUUCUGGUCAGGUGCCAUUAUUUACCUAAUCCCCUUUUAUUGGUUCCUCAAAGUUAUAUUCUUAGUUUAUAUUGCUAUUCCAUCAACUGGUGGUGCUUUCAUGAUUUGGAGCAAGGUUAUUGAACCAUUCUAUGACCAAUUCCUUGCAAGUAGAGCUAAUAAAGCAGCUAACAACUUGAAACAAUCUGUUGAAAAUGCUAGCGCUUCGAUCGCUACAGGUAUCUCUAGACACUAA
Messenger RNA from Maudiozyma barnettii, 546 nucleotides. It is a transcript of the gene YOP1, whose product is annotated as Yop1p. The record is from RefSeq and is a predicted model, not a curated record. Lineage: Eukaryota; Fungi; Ascomycota; Saccharomycetes; Saccharomycetales; Saccharomycetaceae. The transcript has 2 exons. The coding region runs from base 1 to 546 and encodes 181 amino acids.